Molecule: messenger RNA, 943 nt
Organism: Sardina pilchardus (European sardine)
Lineage: Eukaryota; Metazoa; Chordata; Actinopteri; Clupeiformes; Clupeidae
Gene: timm22
Product: translocase of inner mitochondrial membrane 22 homolog (yeast)
Exons: 1
Coding region: 19-624 (201 amino acids)
Biological process (GO): protein insertion into mitochondrial inner membrane
Cellular component (GO): TIM22 mitochondrial import inner membrane insertion complex
Molecular function (GO): transmembrane protein transporter activity
Source: RefSeq, a predicted model, not a curated record
GAAACAGGCUCUUCCAACAUGGCGACUUCCACGGAGAGCAGUGAUGGCUCAAAGUCGUCUAUACCUACCAUGGCCUCGGACAAUUUAAUUGAUCCAACUUCUCAUUUUCAGUAUAGUCUCAUAUUGGAUCAUCUUAUUGGAGACAAAAAGCCGAUCAAAGACUUGAGUCCAGGCGUUAUGGGUGGACUGCCGAGUCCACAAAAAACGGAUCAGGAGAAGAUGAUCGAACGAGGAAUGGAGAGCUGUACGUUCAAAGCCGUGCUCGCAUGUGUUGGAGGUUUUGUGUUAGGUGGUGCUUUUGGUGUUUUCACAGCUGGCAUUGACACCAACGUUGGAUUUGACCCUAAAGACCCCCUGAGGACCCCGACAGCGCGCGAGGUCUUGAAAGAUAUGGGCCAGAGAGGCAUGUCGUACGCCAAGAACUUCGCUAUCGUGGGAGCAAUGUUUUCUUGCACAGAGUGCAUCAUCGAAUCACACAGAGGCAAAUCAGACUGGAAAAAUGCCGUGUACAGUGGAUGUGUCACAGGAGGAGCGAUUGGAAUGCGUGCUGGUAUGAAGGCAGGUGUGUUGGGGUGUGGAGGAUUUGCUGCGUUCUCGGCUGCCAUUGAAUACUACCUGCGGUAGAGCUGACAGGCAUCGGUGUCUUGCAGUCACACACUAUUGAACUGGAAUAUGACUGGUCCACAGAUCUAUUCGCGUGGAAAUGUCUAAUAUGCGUGUGUUACGUCUAAUAAUACUCAGUAUAAUUGAGAGAGAGGGCUAUUUCUAUUUGCUCUAUCAAGCGUAACUUUGAAGAUGUCUGAGGACUUUAAUGGAGUUUUUCUUUCCUCUGCACUCUACUGUCUUCAGUGUGAAUAAUUAGAGGUCGGUCCUUUGUGAAAGUUGUUGUCCCGCUAAAUAAAGUGGUGUAACACCUCAUUAAAUUAAAUUAAACAUUAACAAA